Messenger RNA from Drosophila novamexicana, 919 nucleotides. Its product is annotated as transmembrane protease serine 9. The transcript has 4 exons. The record is from RefSeq and is a predicted model, not a curated record. Gene Ontology annotation, biological process: proteolysis. NCBI's taxonomy places the organism in Eukaryota, Metazoa, Arthropoda, Insecta, Diptera, Drosophilidae. Gene Ontology annotation, molecular function: serine-type endopeptidase activity. The coding region runs from base 1 to 897 and encodes 298 amino acids.
AUGAAGUGCCAAAACGUGGUGCACAUGGGCGACACGGAGGUGCAGUCGCUGUCGCUGUCGCUGCCGCGGCCGACGUCAGCAAGCUUUAAGCUUGACGGCAACAGGUUUACUAGUGUGCCCUGCUCUGUGCGGAAUCCCAAGAUCGUUGGCGGCAGCGUGACGGAACGCCAUGAAAUGCCAUUCAUGGUUAGUCUGAUGCGUCGUGGUGGCCACUUUUGUGGCGGCACCAUUAUACAUGAGCGCUGGAUACUCACCGCUGGUCACUGCAUCUGCAAUGGCCUGCAAAAGUUCAUGAAGCCCGCCCAGAUACAGGGCGUGGUGGGGCUCCAUAGUAUACGCGAGUAUCUGAACGGCGUUGGCAACGGGCCGGAUGCCUUGCGAGUGGACUUUAGGAGCAUUGUUCCGCAUCCCCAAUAUGACUGCAACAAUGUGCAGCAUGAUAUUGCUCUGCUGGAAGUGGUGCAACCCAUGGGCUUUACAGCCUAUAUUCAGCCGAGCUGUCUUAGCUCGAGGGAGGAACGGCAAAGUUUGGUGCCAGAAUACGGCACAGUGUCCGGCUGGGGCUGGACAAAUGAGAAUCAAGCGGAAGGCGAGCGUGCCGAUGUUUUGCGCAAGGCUACAGUUAAAAUAUGGAACAAUGAGGCCUGCGAGCACUCUUAUCGUGCGCUGGGCAAGUCCAACAGUAUAACCGAUACCCAGAUGUGCGCGGGAUACGAGAAUGGCCAAAUCGAUUCGUGUUGGGCUGAUUCCGGUGGCCCUUUGAUGUCGAAGGAACAUUAUUUACUGGGCGUUGUGUCCACUGGCAUCGGCUGUGCACGACCAGGCUUACCAGGCAUUUAUACACGUGUCAGUAAAUAUGUCACAUGGAUGCAAAACGUUAUUGGUAACAGGCGAUAGUCGUUAGAGAUUGUCAACCAAA